Molecule: messenger RNA, 924 nt
Organism: Tetrapisispora phaffii CBS 4417
Lineage: Eukaryota; Fungi; Ascomycota; Saccharomycetes; Saccharomycetales; Saccharomycetaceae
Exons: 1
Coding region: 1-924 (307 amino acids)
Source: RefSeq, a predicted model, not a curated record
AUGCUAAAUCUUGAAGACUAUUUAUUUUCAUCUCAAGAAUUUUAUAACCCAACUGAAAUCGAUACUAAUACUUUGGCUUUCCCAACUAAACUAAAUGGCUACAAAAGUUACAGAUACAGGGAUAACAUUCGAUCUUCACAUCUAAUAAGUCCAAUUGAUAUGAUAUUCGAUAACAACGAAGUUGCUCCCUUGGAUGCUAGUUUACGUGCAUUACCUGAAAGUUCAUCUUCUAGUUCAAAUGAUACUGAACUUGUAAAUCAAUUGCAGUACUAUAAUUCAGAAGAUUGUAAUUCUAGCGUCACAAGUAAAACUUCACAAGGUUCAACUAAUACGUUGAAUAUAUUUGAUUAUCCACAGGUUGAGCCUCAAUCCCCAUUCCACACAGAUGACUUGACGAGAUCGGGAAGCAAGGAGUCCGCGUAUGUUAAACAGCCAAGACAGAGUCGCUAUAACACAACUAAGGAAGUGUUAAGAAGCUACAGUAAAAGAAAUGAUAAAAUUAACAAAAGCGACUUAGGUAUUCAAGAUAAUAUUGAAAGCAAUCAUACUAAAAGACAACGCCAAAAAAAGGUCUCAGAUUCUAGAUUGUCAGCUCAUGGGUUAGCUGAAGUUUUGCAACUAGACUCCCCUGAAGAAGCUUUAGAAAGAGAAAAGAAUAUUUUAGAUAUAUUCGAAAAUGAGUUGCAUUAUCCUUUAGGCUAUAAAACCUGGGUCCGUGACACAAAAAAAGAAGAAAGAAUGGAAUUGAUGCACGAAUUAUAUAAUAGAGUCAAUUGUAAAUAUCCUCAUUACAAUUACAAUAUAUCAAUUCUAGAAACUAUAAUCAGAAGAGCGACGUAUUAUAUGAUGCAAAGUAGACUGAGAAGGGAACGUAGAGCAAAGAUAAAAAACGUCAAAGAUAAAAGAACUGUCGAAUUAGUAUGA